Molecule: messenger RNA, 636 nt
Organism: Paraglomus occultum
Lineage: Eukaryota; Fungi; Glomeromycota; Glomeromycetes; Paraglomerales; Paraglomeraceae
Source: the annotation of a GenBank genome assembly
AUGUCGACUUCCCAGCAAUUGCCCGCAACACUAGCAGUAGCAGCAAAUAUUAUCACGACUACAGAAACCGGGGAAGCAAAUAACAAUAGUAGUAGUAGUAGUCGACGUACAGAUCAUGUCUCGCCAUGCAUUCUCAUAAGUUUUUAUUUAGCUCUAAUUGUCAAUACUAUGUUAAUGUCAGCCGAUUCUCAGGCAGAAAAGCGUCCGGCUCUAAUUGCCUGGUGUACAGUAGAGUCUAUGCUACGUCUGUUAGUCGUAUACAUUACAGCCAGAAAUUAUUCUGCAACAUUUACAAUAAACAAUUUUCUGGGAAUAUUUUUAGGAAAAGAAUAUUACCUCACAUUGGUCACUUCAAUAUGGCCCGACUCUGAUCCACUUGAUGCAGCCGUAGAUCUGCCGGGCAUUAGAAUCGAUUUUGUAUGGUUAAAGCAAGGUUUUCUUUAUUUACUUUAUAAUCUCUUAGCUGGCAUCUCGCUUUGGGUUGUGACCUGGAAAGAUCUAUUCAACGAUGAAAACAAUCUCGACAAGUGGUUGGCUACAACCGGUCUCAUUGCAUGUCUGUUUAACAUUACCAGCUAUCUCGUUGGUAUCGCAAGCAUGGCAUGGGCGUAUCGCUCGACGGACAGUCUUAGUUAA